Messenger RNA from Branchiostoma floridae (Florida lancelet), 1056 nucleotides. Its product is annotated as melatonin receptor type 1B-like. Bases 1 to 1056 code for a protein of 351 amino acids. Lineage: Eukaryota; Metazoa; Chordata; Leptocardii; Amphioxiformes; Branchiostomatidae. Gene Ontology annotation, cellular component: membrane. Gene Ontology annotation, biological process: G protein-coupled receptor signaling pathway. The record is from RefSeq and is a predicted model, not a curated record. The transcript has a single exon. Gene Ontology annotation, molecular function: G protein-coupled receptor activity.
AUGUCGAUUGACUCCUUCAACUUCUCAAAUUCCACGGUGUCAAGAAAACCUAUAAUGGGUCCCAGCAAUGUGACGAUACCGAAUGGAGAGUUCAACGAGCAGGCGUUCCAAGUGUCGAUCGUCUCCGUCAUGGCCGUAGUCGGUACCGUGGGGAACAGCGUCAUCCUCGGCCUCCUGCUCACCAUCUGCCGAGGAGACACCACCGCCACUCCCUUCGUCAUCAGCCUGACCGUCGCGGACCUCGUCGUCUCUCUCGUCAUAGACUCCUUCCACAUCAAGGGGAUCCUCCAUCCGGAGUUCUUCAUCGAGCACGUCUACGUGUGCCGCACCGUGGGAAGCAUGUGUGUGGCCGGCUGCAUCGCUUCUCUCGCCACCGCCGCUGUCAUCAGCAUCAAUCGGUACCUGUGCGUGUGCAAGCGGGCCCUGCACGACGCCGUCUUCACAAACCGAGGCAAUGCGCUGAUCGUGUCCGUCGUUUGGGUCUACGGCGCCUUGUACGUCAUUCCGCUGUGGAUAGGCUAUGGUGGCGUCCGCUACGACUUGAAGACAAAGAACUGCAUGUAUGACAGAACCAACAUCGUCUUUACCCUGAUAUUUAUCAUUGUCGGGCACCUCAUUCCAACGGUAGCCGUCUUUGCAGCCAACACAAAACUCUUCCUGUACGUGAGGAACGUGAAGGGAAAAGUCAAAUCUCCUGUGGUCAGAGGAAAACUUCUGAAAGACGAGAUGAAAGUUUUCAAAUCGCUCGGCAUCCUCUGCGUGUACUUCGUGCUGAGCUGGCUGCAGUACGCGGUGAUCGUCGUGUCCGACCCCGCCGACGACUGGCCAGCGGCCGCGCACUUCCUCAGCCUCGUCAUAGCCCACACGAGCAGCAGCCUCAACGCCGUCCUCUUCGCGGCGACCAACAGCAACAUGAAGAAGAAAGUGAAGAAGCUUUGCAGGUUCACCAAGUGUAGCGCGAAGCACGGCAUCAAAGACACCACGGACCAGAUGAACACAUUCCAUCUGCGCCGAAUACACGGGACGGGGAACAGACCUUAUGGCGUGACGGUGUAA